Messenger RNA from Ailuropoda melanoleuca (giant panda), 2982 nucleotides. It is a transcript of the gene DGAT2L6, whose product is annotated as diacylglycerol O-acyltransferase 2 like 6. The coding region runs from base 1423 to 2436 and encodes 337 amino acids. NCBI's taxonomy places the organism in Eukaryota, Metazoa, Chordata, Mammalia, Carnivora, Ursidae. The transcript is spliced from 11 exons. The record is from RefSeq and is a predicted model, not a curated record. Gene Ontology annotation, cellular component: endoplasmic reticulum membrane. Gene Ontology annotation, biological process: lipid metabolic process.
AAAGGUUACGCCAGCUCCCCCGCCAUUUCCCCCUCAGCUGGGGGGUAGGAAGACAGAGGCGGUGAGCCAGCCCAUCUUCCUCCAUUUUCCUCCGCCGCACCCGCAGCCCGAAAAAAGAACCACCUUCUCCGCGCCCACCGCCGCUGGGUCUUUCAGGGUCCUAGAGAGAGCUGGCUUUGGCGGGCUCCCGGCCGGGAGUUCACCAGAUGCAGGCAGCCUCUGCCCUACUUACCUCACAGGCCCAAGAGAGGUGCAGAUGAAAUCAAAUAUGUGAACACACUUUGAACAGUUAUAAAACGUGGCACAAGAGUGAGGAAUAAGAGUGAGCUGUAGGCUGCUGCACCACCAGCAAGAGGGUUUGUAAAAUGCUCUUCUUUGUGUGCUGAAAUGACCAGCAAAGGGAGAAAAUGGUUAUGCGCCCUGGAAACGGAGAACCAGUUUUUACGUAUCUGCUCGCCAGGCCACCUUUGCCAAAUGUAUGCGGAAGAAUGAAAGCCAUCCCUGAACUCCUUGGGCUGGUGGGUGCUUCCCUCUUCUGUGCGCCUCACAGUACCCCACAGGCGUCAGUGAUUACAUCUAUCUCACACCCUGGACUGUGAGUUUCUUGAGAUGGGGAAACCAAGGCACAGAAGUUCGCCAACUUGUAAGCAGCAGAGCUGAGAUUUGAACCCCAGCUACCCGGCUCUCAAAUCCAUGUCCCUAACCACUACACUGCCUUCCAACAACGAAUGCUUGAACCGAGAUCUAGAGAGAUGGAGUAAUUGGCAAAGAUGUCAUGGGAAUAACAUGGUGGAGGCGGGCCUGGAGCCUGAGUCUGCUCUCUGUAUAAUGCUUCGUCCACUCUAGCACAUGGUAUCUGGCUGCUGGUACAGAGCCCCUGGGAAUAGAGGCAUCAGGACGGAUCUGAGAAGUCUAGACAUCUGUGCAGAAAAAGGCCCAGGUUGACUGGGUAGGUCUCCGCAGAAGAGAGCAAGAGCCAGGGAGCAGCCUUUAGGGCAGAAACAAGUAUUGUUACCAGGUCUCCUUUCUCAAGCGGGGAAAGGUUGCUUUUCAAAGGUCUUAUCUGAGGUCUUAACCAUUGUCUUUUCCUGUACUCAUUUAUCAGGGACUUCCCCACACACAGCCAGAAGCACCUCAAGGCCAUAUCUGCCUCAUUGCAAUGGAGCACACAUGGAGCAAGGCUAUAUAUUAGAGAGAUAUUAGAUUAGAUGGGAUGAUCUGAAACCUGGUGUGUGUAGGAAGCUUGGGGCGGGGCCAGGGCCGACAACAGGGAAGACUGGAAUAAAGGUUAGGUCAAGCCUAAAAUCUUAAGCAGCUAAAAGGACUCAAAGAGACUAGAGCAAAACACCUAUAAUCAGCCCAGCCUAAGAGGUGCUGGCAUUCUGUUUGGGCUUCUUGGCACAACAGAAGAGCACCAGAGUCAUGGCCUUCCUCUCCAGACUAGAUCUUCAGGAAUGCCUCCAAACCCUGUCUGUUUUGCAGUGGAUCCCAGUCUACAUAUUUUUAGGAGCGAUUCCCGUUUUUCUUAUACCCUACUUUCUGGUGUUCACUAAAUUCUGGAUCUUGUCUGUGCUUGCCUUAGCCUGGCUCGCCUAUGAUUGGAAUACCCACAGUCAAGGUGGUAGGCGUUCAGCUUGGGUACGAAAUUGGACCCUCUGGAAGUAUUUUCAAAAUUAUUUCCCAAUAAAGCUGGUGAAGACUCAUGACCUCUCUCCCAAACACAACUAUAUCAUUGCCAAUCACCCCCAUGGCAUUGUCUCUUAUGGUGUGUUCAUCAAUUUUGCUACUGAGGCCACUGGCUUUGCUCGGAUUUUCCCAGCCAUCACUCCUUCCGUAGGGACCUUGGAAUGGAUCUUCUGGAUCCCAAUUGUGAGAGACUAUGUGAUGUCAAUGGGUGUGUGCCCAGUGAGUGGCUUGGCCUUGAAGUAUUUGCUGACCCAGAAAGGCUCAGGCAAUGCUGUGGUUAUUGUGGCAGGUGGAGCUGCUGAAGCCCUCUUGUGCCGGCCAGGAGCCUCUACCAUCUACCUUAAAGAACGUAAAGGUUUCGUGAAGUUGGCACUGAAGACAGGAGCAUACCUUGUCCCUUCCUAUUCCUUUGGAGAGAACGAGGUUCACAAUCAAGAGACCUUCCCUGAGGGCACAUGGAUAAGGUUCUUCCAAAAAACCUUCCAGGCCACAUUCAAAAAAAUCCUGGGACUAAAUUUUUGUACUUUCCAUGGCCGGGGCCUCACCCGAGAGUCCUGGGGCUUCCUUCCUUUCAAUCGGCCCAUUACCACUGUUGUCGGGGAGCCCCUGCCAAUCCCCAAGAUUAAGAGGCCAGACAAGAAGACAGUGGACAAGUACCACGCACUCUACAUCGGUGCCCUGCGCAAGCUGUUUGACCAGCACAAAGUUCAGUAUGGCCUUCCUGAGACCCAGGAGCUGACAAUCAUAUAACAGGAACUAGAUCUCUCCCAUUACUAAACUCCUAGAGCAUUGAGGAAUCCAGGUAGGGCUACCCAGAAGGAAGAAUCUGGGGAGAGAGGAGGAUCUCAGGCGUGAGAGAGGAAGACAACCAAGCCAGAAAGCACUUAAUGAAUCUGGCUUGGCGGAAGGACCUAGAGGGGCAGAGGAAGAGUAGGAAACAACCCACUUUAGAAAGCAGAGUCUUGGGAAUCCACAGAUCUUCUUUGCCCCCUGCCUCCAGCCAGCUCUCUGAUCAAAGGAAUGAGAAGCCAAGGAACACCACUGCUCCUUCCUCCCAAACCUUAGUGACGCCAUCACUAUGUAGAUUUAGGCUCAGAAGUCUUGUUGAGAACAAGAAUGCUUUGUUUCCUCCUCCUCUUUAUAAUUUGGGAAAUAUAACAAGGUAAACCAGGGACCUGACCUGUAGUUCUUGAUCCAAGCGGAAAGGAUUCCCUCAGUUGUGACCCACGUCUACACUGGCAAAAACUUCUAUAUGCAGUUACACUGUCUCUUCUAUAAAAAUAAAGGUCUCCUCCC